This is a messenger RNA of Bathycoccus prasinos, 321 nucleotides long. RefSeq lists its product with no specific name. The record is from RefSeq and is a predicted model, not a curated record. The coding region runs from base 1 to 321 and encodes 106 amino acids. The transcript has a single exon. NCBI's taxonomy places the organism in Eukaryota, Viridiplantae, Chlorophyta, Mamiellophyceae, Mamiellales, Bathycoccaceae.
AUGUCUAAAAAAAGAAGGUUUGAAGUGGAGGCAUCAACAGCCAAGCGGGUACAUAGCAAACCCGAUAAAUUAUGGCGAAUCGUGCUGGAUUAUCCAGAUAUUUUUGAUAACUUCAUCUUGCCGAAGCUGAGUUGUAACGAUGUUAAGUUUUUCUACGACUGCAAUAGUGAAAGCCGAAUGGCUAUAAAACGUUCGAGUGAGCGCUUGUGUACUUCCUUCAAGACUCGAGAUUUUUUCACGAAGUCGACCUUAUCUUGGGCUCUUGAGAAUUGUUCUGAAAACAAGAAACGCUUUUGUGAACAAAUGGCUUUCAAUGGAUAG